Messenger RNA from Pistacia vera, 522 nucleotides. RefSeq names its product protein CUP-SHAPED COTYLEDON 3-like. The transcript is spliced from 3 exons. Lineage: Eukaryota; Viridiplantae; Streptophyta; Magnoliopsida; Sapindales; Anacardiaceae. The record is from RefSeq and is a predicted model, not a curated record. Bases 1 to 522 code for a protein of 173 amino acids. Gene Ontology annotation, molecular function: DNA binding. Gene Ontology annotation, biological process: regulation of DNA-templated transcription.
AUGGACAACUUUAAUGGCAUGGGAUACAGAUUCCAUCCCACUGAAGAUGAAAUCAUCAACCAUUUUCUUGAAUCAAAGAUGAAGUGUGGCACUGAUUUCUCUGCAGUAAUUAAGGAAGUCGAUAUUUCCAAUUUUGAACCUUGGGAAUUGCCAGUCCAUUCACCACUAUCCUCAGAUGAUCAAGAGUGGUACUUUUUCAGUACAAUUGCUUAUAAGCCUUCCAAUAAGAGUACUAGUAGAAGAGUAGUUGAAAGAACAACUAGGGCUGGAUUUUGGAAAGUCACUGGCAAAGAUCGUGAAAUCUACGAUGACAACAGUGGACAACUGAUUGGUAAAAGAAAAGUUUUGGUUUUCUACCAAGGUCAUGGUUCUAAUGCCGUCAAGACAAAUUGGGCGAUGCAUGAAUAUCAUUCCCAGACAGUAAAUCAGAAGAGUUAUGUUCUUUGUCGCUUGAAAAGAAAAUCAGAUGAUACAGAAGAUGAUCAACCAAGUUCCCAUUGGGCUUCUACUUCACGAAAUUAA